GAGCAGGCGUGCGGAGUUUGCCGGCGUCUUGACAGUGUGUGAGCAGCGGGAGAAAACGCAGCGGCAGACUACUUGGAGUAGGAACGCUCACCCGGAGGGGGAAUAUCCUCAAACCCUGCUGCUGGACGGAAGCAGCACGCACACACACACACACUCACACAACUACCAGACAGCUGUGUGCAUGCCACACCCCCCACUUUCGGUUUGUCUCCAGCGAUCUCCUCUCGCCGCCUCUCAGGUCUGAUGAGCAGCUCGCCCGCCGGCUCGCAGAUGCAGACUUCCACUCUCGGCCCUCAGUUCAUCGCGGCGCCCCAGGGCAAGGUGCCGGGCAGGAAGAGGGGACGGCCUCCCGUGCGCAAGCUGGAGCUCCAGGGUCACUAUGUCGGCCCGCUGUCACCGCUCAAAGUGCCAAAGAAGAGAGGCAGGAAGCCUGGCUUCAAGCUGAAGCCCAGGAUGUUGAUGUCCCCAUUAGCAAUCUCUCCCCCCGGCGGCACGCCGGAGCCCGAGAUGGGCUCCAUCCCACAGGACGCCGCCAUCGUGCCGCACUCCGCCACGCCACAGGUCCUAACAGCAGAGACACCGAUGCCGGGUGACUUCUCCUUCGAGCCGGCGUUGGACUCCAAGCGCUACGCCGUGGACCCCACUGACUCCGCCUUCAACCUCAUGACUUCGCAGUACCAGAACAAGUUCUCGUACCGGGGCAGCAGCUGCUCCGCUCGGCUCAUCAGGCAGGCGUCCAGCCCGGCCAGCUUUCAGGACGGAAACAGAACCGCUUACAGCCCAGACAGCGGCGAGAGCAAGCGCCCCGCUGGGAAGGACCCGUCCAGCUGGGGCGUAGAAGAUGUGGUGUGGUUCAUUAAAGACGCUGACCCUCAAGCUCUGGGACCCCAUGCUGAAACCUUCAGGAAGCAUGAAAUAGACGGCGACGCUUUGCUCCUGCUGAAGAGCGAGAUGAUGAUGAAGUAUCUGGGACUGAAGCUGGGCCCUGCGCUCAAACUCUGUUACCACAUCGACCGGCUCAGACAGAACCGGUUGUGAUGAGCUGCUGCGGUCAGGUGACCGAGCGGCGUGUCGCCUUGUUACUAAAACUGAACCGGUGCUGAAUCUCUCAAGCUUUCUGAACUGGCAGCAAUACGUCAAGAACAACCUCCGAGCCCGACUCUGUGCGUGGCGGCUUUUUCUGCAUCUGCAGUACGUUUAGCAAACUGAAGAUUGUUGCUGUACAUACACGGUUAUUUACCACUAAAGCUAUUAUUUAACUUCUCAUCCUUGUUUUCCAGAAGGCAUUACGUUGUAAAUAGUUUGAUUCCCGACUGAGGGCAGCUAGUGCAUAUUAAAAUAUGUACCUGUCAUGACUGUAUGACUGUCAACAUCACGUAUUUGUGUUGGUCGUAAUCACAGACACUCGCCGUGUAAUACCUCCACAAGCAGGGAUCAGAAGAAAUUGGUGCUUUGAAUCAGAAUCUUUUACAUUUUUUUUUUUUUAACAUUUUUGUACUUUUUUAUUCUCUGAGGACAUGACACAAUGCCAUGUGUCUCGAGCAGGCAUAAGGAAGUGUCAGCCUGCCAGUUUUAAUCCCCUCACUUUGAUUUUGAGCAGAUGCCAGGACCAAAUUUGAAUCGCGUUUAAUGAGUAAAUACUCUAAAGCUGCAGAAAAGCAAAUUUUUGCCCUCACAAUGAUUGUGUUUAUGUUUGACUGUGACCGGCAGGGUUUUCCAUUUCUGUUUUAUCUUGAAAUCUUAACCAAAACCACACUGUUACAGGGCAACUUUGUGAAAAGGUUUUCAAGCCUCCUUUUAAAUGUGCAUAAGCAGGCAAAGAACACAGUUCUCAAUAUAAAAGUGAGUUUUUGGGGGGGAAAUGUACAGUUUGUACCAUUCUUCAGGAUAUUAUAGUUUGAAGCAUUGUCAAUUCCACUUUAUAGCCUACUCUUUUUUUCAACUUUUAUUCCAUUAUCAUGAUCAAGUAGAUAAACGUGUUGAUCAGAUAACAGAAAGAAUAAGUUCAGAUGAAAUGGGAGUAAGAAGAUGCUUCAUCAAUCAGAAGCGCCAGUGAUUCCAUGGCACUCGUAAUAUCUGGAAGAAUAAAUUGCGACUUUGCAAAGUACUGGAUUCAUUUGAAACAAAAAAAUCAUGUUUUCAAUUGAGUUUAACACAAUUAGAAAUUCCAUUUGCAUUUUGUGAGAUUCUUUUUUUUACAGUUUAAAUGAGUCUUGUUUGAUUCUUGAGGCACUUUGAGCUCAGAUGUCAAGACUACACAGUUUUUCAUCUCAAGGUUUUAAAAACAUGAGAAAAAGAGCUUAAACGACUUAUGAAGCAUUAAUUACUUUUUUUUAACAACACUGCUUUUUUCUCAUUCCAAAGGAGACAGUGCAGCUGCCAAACACACUUUUGUUUCAUUGUAUAAACAACCUGUAAACAAUGUGACCAAAUUUGCCAUUUUGAAACUUUUUAAAGUGCUUUUCCAAGUAUCUGCUGUUCAUUUACUCUCUUGUGUUUGGUGUGUUUUCUUUACAUUUGUCAGAGGACCACAAACAGACUGAAAUAUGGCAUGCUCAUCUGUACAUGAGGUAGUUCUGUAUUACUUCACUGUUUCUAGACCCAUUAUUAAACAUUUUCAUUUC
Messenger RNA from Salarias fasciatus (jewelled blenny), 2624 nucleotides. It is a transcript of the gene scml4, whose product is annotated as Scm polycomb group protein like 4. Lineage: Eukaryota; Metazoa; Chordata; Actinopteri; Blenniiformes; Blenniidae. Gene Ontology annotation, molecular function: histone binding; chromatin binding. The transcript has 6 exons. Gene Ontology annotation, biological process: negative regulation of DNA-templated transcription. The record is from RefSeq and is a predicted model, not a curated record. Bases 244 to 1038 code for a protein of 264 amino acids. Gene Ontology annotation, cellular component: nucleus.